CUUCUCUUUCGACUACUGAAGCUAAGGGAGUCAUGGAAGUGACCAUGGAGUUGGAAGAUGAUGUGUUCUUCGCCGACUUGAGCAAGCAAAUAUCACUUCUUAUCAUGGACGACGAUGAAGAGGAUCGAACCACACGCUGUCCUCCGGUUUCUCUCCAGGCUUUCACCCACACCUACCAUCCAAGUGUGCUCUCUCCUUUGUUGUAUGAACCAAGUUGUGGAAGAGAAAGCAAGGGAACUGGAGUUUUCAUUCCCAGAUCAUCUUUGCCCAGAAGGAAGAACAGACAGGGAAGAUAUACUUCAUUUAACUCCAAAUCCUGCAAACAGACUGAUAAAUCAAAAGGAGCUUCUCAUGUAACCUAUAGGAAUGACUCAUCUUGUAAUUCUUUUAACUCCAAGAAGAGCUGAAGAAGAGAAGAAACUCCAAGGAGUUGUAUACUUAAAUAAAUUCCACUAAUUACAGUUUAUGUUCUAUUAGUUUAAGGUCUUUCUCUCCAUUGUGUUUCUGUACAUUAAAAUAGAUUAGUUUCUCUUUGGAUUUGAGUGGGGAGUUUGGGGUUUUUUGUUUUUUUUUUAAAAUUUGAGGAGGUCACCUAAGGUUUACACCUCUUCUCUUAUGAAGUAUGUAUGGUUGUUAUUUAGACUGAUAA
Messenger RNA from Telopea speciosissima, 649 nucleotides. RefSeq lists its product as uncharacterized. NCBI's taxonomy places the organism in Eukaryota, Viridiplantae, Streptophyta, Magnoliopsida, Proteales, Proteaceae. The transcript is spliced from 2 exons. Bases 33 to 407 code for a protein of 124 amino acids. The record is from RefSeq and is a predicted model, not a curated record.